Molecule: messenger RNA, 2463 nt
Organism: Fundulus heteroclitus (mummichog)
Lineage: Eukaryota; Metazoa; Chordata; Actinopteri; Cyprinodontiformes; Fundulidae
Product: apoptosis inducing factor mitochondrion associated 1
Exons: 19
Coding region: 167-2116 (649 amino acids)
Biological process (GO): apoptotic process; mitochondrial respiratory chain complex assembly
Cellular component (GO): mitochondrion; cytoplasm
Molecular function (GO): NAD(P)H oxidase H2O2-forming activity; protein dimerization activity; FAD binding
Source: RefSeq, a predicted model, not a curated record
UCAAGCGGAGGAGGAAGAAGGAGUUCUCGUUUACGGCAGGGACCAAAGAGCCUCGGAAGAAAGAUAACUCAGUAAAUGCUGGGCGACUGAACGGUGUCAGACACAGACCCGAGGUUUACGUUUCAUAAAUCGUGACCGGGAGCUGUUGCAGCGGAGCGGAGCCACCAUGCUGACAUGUAGGACUGUAUGGAGGAAGCUUGCGCCUCUAGGCAGAGCCUCGGCAACUGCAUGCCGGCAGAACGUGAGGAGAGCAGGGCUGAACAAUGCCAGAACACCGCUGUGUGUGCCUGUGGCGCACAUGUCCACGGGGCCGGCGGGGGGAGGCGGAGACAACCUGAAAUACGCCCUCCUAGUGGGAGCAGCCUUUGCUGGUGGCCUAACAUACGCUGUCCUUACCUUAAGGGGAGACCAGGACAGGUAUCUGGAGCGUAUGGCAGAUAUCUCCUCCAGAAGACAGAUAUCAACCGUGAAACAAUCAGCCACACAGACCCUUACAGAACCUCCUGCUGCUGGAGCCGCCGAGACUGCGGCCCCCCCUGAGCCAAAACCUGAAGCCCCUCCGUCACCAGAGGAGCCGAGCCCACCGGCUGAGGUCGCUGGUGCCGAAGCGGCAACCUCCAGUGAAGCAGCUCCAGCUGCAGACGCCAAACCUGCCUCUCCCACAUUGCCCUCACACGCCCCCUACCUGCUGAUUGGCGGCGGUACGGCCUCUUUUGCAGCUGCUAGAUCUAUCCGAGCCAGAGACCCUGGUGCCAAGGUACUGAUUGUGACCGAUGAGCCCAACCUUCCAUACAUGAGGCCACCUCUUUCUAAGGAGCUGUGGUUCUCGGACGACCCCAGUGUAACAGAGACCCUGCGUUUCAAACAGUGGAACGGGAAGGAAAGAAGCAUCUACUUCCAGCCGGCGUCGUUUUACAUCGAUGCAGAAGAUUUGAAAAGUGCUGAAAAUGGUGGAGUGGCCGUCCUCACAAACAGGAAGGUGGUCCAUAUGGAUGUUAGAGGAAACAAAGUAAAACUUGAUGACGAUACAGAAAUUUCAUAUGACAAGUGCUUAAUUGCUACAGGCGGCAUCCCAAGGAAUCUGCAGGUAAUCGAGAGAGCAGGAGAGGAGGUGAUGAAGAGGACAACUUUGUUCCGCAAGAUCGAAGACUUUAAAUCACUGGACAAGGUGUCGAGAAGCAUGCAGUCCAUCACCAUUAUUGGAGGUGGAUUCCUGGGCAGUGAGCUGGCCUGUGCUCUUGGCAGGAGAUCAACAGAGACUGGAUUAGAGGUGAUUCAGAUGUUCCCAGAGAAGGGCAACAUGGGCAAGGUGCUGCCCGAGUAUCUGAGCAACUGGACAACAGAGAAAGUCAAGAAAGAGGGUGUAAAGAUAAUCUCUGAAGCGCUGGUGAAAUCCGUGUCUUACAAAGAUGAUAAACUAGAAAUAAAACUCAAGGAUGGACGAUUGGUAAAGACGGAUCACAUUGUUGCCGCUGUCGGACUGGAGCCCAACGUGGACCUCGCCAAGUCAGCCGGUCUGGAGGUGGACUCGGACUUUGGCGGCUAUCGGGUCAACGCCGAGCUGCAGGCCAGGUCCAAUAUCUGGGUGGCUGGAGACGCAGCCUGUUUCUAUGACAUCAGGCUGGGCCGCAGACGAGUGGAGCACCAUGACCACGCUGUCGUCAGUGGGAGACUGGCUGGAGAGAACAUGACGGGAGCCAGCAAGCCGUACUGGCAUCAGUCUAUGUUCUGGAGUGACUUGGGACCUGAUGUCGGCUAUGAGGCUAUCGGGAUUGUCGACAGCAGCCUGCCGACAGUAGGCGUGUUUGCCAAAGCCACUGCCAAAGACACACCCAAAGCUGCUACCGAGGAGUCAGGAACUGGGAUCCGCUCAGAAAGUGAAACGGAGGACACGGCUUCCAGCGCGGUGGCCCCUGCAGCCCCGGCUCCUGCCGUGGAGAACAAGGACGAAUACGGAAAAGGAGUCAUCUUCUACCUGAGAGACAAGGUGGUGGUGGGCAUCAUCCUGUGGAACGUCUUCAACCGAAUGCCCGUCGCAAGAAAGAUCAUCAAGGACGGAGAGGAGCACGCAGAUCUGAACGAGGUGGCCAAGCUGUUCAACAUCCACGAGGACUGAGCUGCUGGAGGCUGGCUCACUUUCAGGGGAGAGAGUUUUACCUUCACAGAAAAAAAAAAAAAAAAAAACGACUCUGGCGCUGAUUGCCACCGUCGUUAAGACCCAAACCCGUCACGGCUACCAAUGCGAGGAUCAAUGUAUAUUAAACUGUUGAUAUUUUCAUAUUUGGAGUUUGUAUCUGCUGUCUUGUUUGGUUUGUUUGGGCUCAUUACCUCAUGACAGGUCCGCGUCUUGUUUUCCUUCCACCACCCCCACCCCACCAGGCCGAACUGUUCUCCUUCUGUGUGAUCGGAGCAGCUUGUAAAAAAAAAAAAAAAAGCUGCAAUAAAAGCUAUUUUUAAAUUGGA